Molecule: messenger RNA, 1308 nt
Organism: Tripterygium wilfordii
Lineage: Eukaryota; Viridiplantae; Streptophyta; Magnoliopsida; Celastrales; Celastraceae
Product: adenylate kinase, chloroplastic
Exons: 7
Coding region: 16-1011 (331 amino acids)
Biological process (GO): nucleoside triphosphate biosynthetic process
Cellular component (GO): cytoplasm
Molecular function (GO): ATP binding; nucleoside diphosphate kinase activity; AMP kinase activity
Source: RefSeq, a predicted model, not a curated record
UAUAUCCUUUGAUAGAUGUGGCAACUGGCAACCAAUAUUUUCUUCCAUUUUUACCAUCGGGGCAAGAAACAGACAAAGAACAGGGAGUCAGGGAGAGGAAGGGGAGAGAGAGACAUGGCUAGCAGCAGCAGCAGCACUGUAAAUUUUUAUCAGCCCAGCGUCUCUCUCCCUAUCUCUUCUUCCCCAAACCACCACCAUAAGCUUCUCCAUUCGCGAUUAUCUUUUGCUGCUUCUUUCAAUUCCUGCCUCUCUUUCCGCUUGGAUCAAUCCCGGCUCGGUUCUCGUCUCAGGAAAUCCCAGUCGCCAAAUACUCCCAAUUUCGUGGUUGUAGCUUCUGCUAAAGCGGAUCCUCUGAAGGUAAUGAUAUCUGGAGCUCCAGCUUCUGGUAAAGGUACUCAAUGCGAACUCAUCAAGAAGAAAUAUGGUUUGGUGCAUAUUGCUGCUGGAGAUUUACUGAGGGCAGAAAUUGCUUCAGCAAGUGAAAAUGGGAGGCGGGCAAAGGAAUACAUGGAGAAAGGGCAAUUAGUCCCUAAUGAAAUAGUUGUUAUGAUGGUCAAGGAGCGUCUACUGCGGCCAGAUGCUCAACAAAACGGUUGGCUUUUGGAUGGAUAUCCCAGGAGCUUAUCCCAAGCUACUGCCUUGAAGGAAUUUGGGUUCCAGCCUGAUCUUUUUAUUGUUCUAGAUGUCCCUGAAGAGAUUCUUGUUGACAGGGUCGUUGGACGCAGGUCAGAUCCUGUUACUGGGAAGAUAUAUCACUUGAAGUAUUCUCCCCCAGAGACCGAAGAAAUUGCUGCCAGGCUUACCCAACGUUUUGAUGAUACUGAAGAGAAGGUGAAGUUGCGGUUACAAACUCAUAAUCAAAAUGUGGAGGCAGUACUUUCAUUGUAUGAAGACAUCACAGUCAAGGUAAAUGGAACUCUCCCCAAACAGGAUGUAUUUGCCCAAAUUGACAGCGCUCUGUCAAAACUACUCGAGGAAAGGAAGGCUAGGUCGGGAUCUCUGGCCGUAUAGGUGUACAAUCCGCCUCAGGGAUUCAAGUUGUUAACAGUUAUCAUAAAAAUUCUGCCUUACAAAACUACAACAUGGUGUGAAUUCAUCAACUUGUGUAAUAAAAUUGUUCCAACAUCUGGUCCCCUGUAUUGUACCCUAGUAGAACUUAGAUUUUGUAGUGCUGUAAAAUUCUCUCAGAUUCUUUUUGUAAGCUUGGUUACUCAUGAUGUUACUGGUAGGGUAUAAUAUUUCAAGCUUCUCGUGUAUUAAAUUCUAAAACAGCUCCUAUGUGCAAUAACUGCAUCCACUUGACUGCCU